GCAUCACAUACUGCUGCGAGGAACCCCGCCGAGGGGGAGAAGGAAGAAAUUGCGGACCACUCCCCCCCCCCACACCACCUCCACCCCGCUCCCCACCUCCUCCUCCCCCCCCCUACAGAAGCCGCGGAGCCGCGAGCCAGGAAAGAGUCGACUUUGAGACUCGCCGGGAUUGAAGAUGUGCUCACGGCGGAGCGCGCGCGUGUGAGCGGACAGCAGCAGCCCCAUUGGUAUUCAGCGGAGGGAGCUCCGGCAUCUCGCUGCGCCUUUUCCCCAGGAUGGGAUCACAGAGCGGGGAUUGUGCUCGCCUGUUGAGAGCCCCGCUGAAAUGGAUCGGAGGCCUUGCAGAGAUGGACACCAAAUGGGCAGCAUGGAAGCCAACAUACACCCUCCAGCGACGAGCUUUCCACACCUAACCGCCUCCACCAUCUCCAGCCAUCAGCGCCGACCUUCCCGGCGAGGACCGGACCUGCGGGGUUGAGGCCGGUCAAGCUAGACCGAGUUCACCAGAAGCCGCCGACAGGAAGUCAAUCCAAGCACCGGGGGAGGAGGGGGAGGGGGGGGGGGGGGGGCCUCGGAGGAGUUGACUUACAACAAACCAAUCAACCUGUUGCGCACCACCAACGAACUUCUUGGACCUGACAUGAAAUAGGCCGCAGCGAUGCUUAAGCAAAGGUAUGAAGCUUUCAGACUUGUCUGGAUUUAUCGGCCGGAUAUCCUAUCAAGAUUACGACAUUUUCGCGCAAACCUCGCGGCUGGGGCACUUUUACCGAUUGGCUUGUGGGCAAAAGCGAGUAAUUGAAAAUUCCUCCCCGAGAGGGUCUCUAUUUUGAUUUGUUGUGUUUUUUUUUUUUUUUUUUCCAAAGGAACAAUUUGAAAAGAAACCUCUUUCCCACCAUCUUUUUCAUACAUUGUGGAGAAAUAUAUUAUGAAGCAGCACCAUUCUUCUUCAUCCUUCCUCGGUGACGGAGAGAGGGGAGGGACGCACUGUCCAGAAUAGAUAACAAGCGAGGAGACCGGCGCUGAGGAGAGAAGAAGGGGAAAAGAGGCAGAACAUAGAAGAAAGCCGCCAGAAGGAAGAACACGUGGCGAGAGAAGAACAAUAGAGAGUUACUUCUCUAUUGUUCAAAAUCCUUACGAGUCUCUUUUAUAAUUCGCCCGUGCCGUGUUGGGGGCUAGUUACCACGAUGGGCUGGGUCAGAAUUUACACCAGGGGGGGCACUUGAGCAGGCGAGUCGGGUUAUGCCCCCCCCCUGCACCUGCCUGGUCUGUAUCUCAGUGUUUGGCAGGAAGACAUAUUGAAGGAUGGUUUGGUGAGACAGCUCUACUGACAGACAGGCUCUGAGGCUGGUAAGACAGACCCAUAGGAAGACAGGGAGACGGGCACGCAGCCCUUUUCUCCAAGUGUCAGCCAGAGAGCCAGACAGACACCCGAGGCCGGCGCGGCAGACAGCUUGCCAUUGAUUGUCAUUCUGUGCCGACUGUAACGCCCAGAGAGAGUGAAGGAAAGAAAUAAGAGACAGAAAGAAAGAAGGGGAGCAUCCCUGCGUUCAUAGCUUCUGGAGAACCUCACCUCAUCUGCAUCCGUAUAGUGUGACAGGGCUGCGCACGAAAAAAUAACAGGCUGGGCGAGAGGAGGCUGUUUCUAGAAAGGUAGAGAGACACAGAGAGAGAGAGGGGGAAGGCAGAGAAACAGAGGGAGAGAGCAGGUGUCGGAAAUCCUCCCCUUCAUCUGCUUGUCGUUUACUCCGUUAUGUUCCCCCGUCGUAUGGCGACGUGAUUGGUUUCGUGACGCCGGUGUUCCUCUGCUCAUCGGCCCUCUGCAAACCAGAGACACACGACAGACAGAAGAAAGCAAAAAAACAGACAGCAGAAAAGGAAAGGUGGGGCUCAAUGGACUAAUCCCCCCCCCGCGCCCCCCUGCUUCCUUUUCUAAAUUUCCAAGAGUGACUGUUGUAUUUUUCACCUUUUUUCUUAAAGUCAGACAGAGGAAAAAGACAAACAGCGGACCAACCAAUCGCGGGUUUUUCUUUGUGCACACAAUCAAACCAUCCUUUCAUCAACUGUUGAUUUUUCUUACCUUGCUCUGAAGGGAUUAUUUUCUCCAACCGAGUAUAAACACUGAAAUCCUCCAGGUUCCCUCUACGUGUCCUCAUCCCCAAUGACACAGAGUGAACCCCUCUGAUCCCCCCUCCUCCCCCCCCGGUGCCCCCCGCCACCCUCAGCCAAAGUGCUAAAACCCUGGUCUCAGAUCUCUGUUGACUCACUACCACAGCGAUAAUAAGGCACUGCGCUUCUGAUACCGUCCGAUUCAUUCCGUGGUGGUACAGGCAGCCGUCAGAACAUUCUCCAUGAGGAGCAGUAGAAGAUGCCGGCUCUGCCAGCACUGCUGCUGUCAAUACACGUCGUCGCCUUCCUGUUAGUCACCCUGCUGCCCAGCUCCCUCAGUCAGGCCCCUUUGCUCUCCUCUGUCCGAAUGGCGGCCAUCCUGGAUGACCAGUCUGUUUGUGGCCGUGGGGAGCGGCUGGCGUUGGCCCUGGCCAGGGAGAACAUCAACAGCGUGAUGGAGGCUCCGUCCAGAGCCCGAGUGGAGGUGGACAUAUACGAGCUGCAGAAAGACUCCCAGUACGACACUACUGACACCAUGUGUCAGAUUCUACCCAAAGGCGUCGUCUCUGUGAUAGGUCCCGCCUCCAGCCCCGCCUCCGGCUCUACUGUCAGUCAUAUAUGUGGCGAAAAAGAGAUCCCCCAUGUCAAGAUCGGUCCGGAGGAGACUCCCCGCUUGCCGUACCUGCGCUUUGCCUCUGUCACUCUGUACCCUAGCAACGAGGACCUGAGCCUGGCCAUAGGAGCCAUCUUGCGCUCGUUCAGUUACCCCUCAGCCAGCCUGGUCUGCGCCAAGGCCGAGUGCCUGCUGAGAUUAGAGGAACUGGUCCGCCGCUUUCUCAUCUCUCGGGAGACGCUGUCAAUCAGAAUGCUGGACGACAACCUGGACCCUACUCCACUUCUGAAGGAGAUCCGAGACGACAAGGUGGCCACCAUCAUCAUCGACGCCAAUGCUUCUGUGUCCUAUCUCAUCCUCAAGAAGGCGUCUGAGCUGGGGAUGACAUCAGCGUUUUACAAGUACAUACUCACCACAAUGGACUUCCCACUCCUGAGACUGGAUGAUAUCGUAGACGAGCAGUCAAACAUUGUGGGUUUCUCCAUGUUUAACACCACCCAUCCCUUCUAUUUGGAGUUCAUCAGAAGCCUGAACCUGUCUUGGAGGGAGGGAUGUGACCUGACGUACCCCGGCCCUGCGCUCUCGUCAGCGCUGAUGUUUGAUGCGGUGCAUGUGGUGGUGGGGGCGGUUAGGGAAUUGAACCGCAGUCAGGAAAUUGGAGUGAAGCCGCUCAGCUGCACCUCGCCCCAGAUCUGGCAACACGGGACCAGUCUCAUGAACUACCUGCGCAUGGUGGAGUACGACGGCCUGACAGGGCGUGUGGAGUUCAACAGCAAGGGUCAGAGGACCAACUACACCCUGCGGAUUCUGGAGAAACACCGGGGAGGCCACAAAGAGAUCGGGGUCUGGUACUCCAACAACACUCUGGCAAUGAACUCAACCAGUCUAGAUAUAAAUGUCUCCGAGACACUGGCAAACAAGACCCUCAUUGUCACCACCAUACUGGAGAACCCGUAUGUGAUGCGCAGACAGAACUACCAGGACUUCCAGGGCAACGAGCAGUACGAGGGCUUCUGCGUCGACAUGUUGAAGGAGCUGGCGGACAUCUUGAAAUUCUCCUUCAAGAUCAAGCUGGUGGAUGACGGCCAGUAUGGGGCUCCGGAGCCCAACGGCUCUUGGACCGGUAUGGUGGGAGAGCUGAUCAACCGGAAAGCCGACCUGGCCGUAGCGGGCUUCACCAUCACGUCGGAGAGGGAGAAAGUCAUCGACUUCUCUAAGCCGUUUAUGACCCUGGGGAUCAGCAUCUUGUACAGAGUUCAACUGGGUCGGAAGCCGGGUUACUUUUCCUUCCUCGACCCCUUCUCUCCGGCCGUCUGGCUCUUCAUGCUGCUCGCCUACCUGGCUGUCAGCUGUGUGCUCUUUCUGGCUGCAAGGCUGAGCCCCUAUGAGUGGUACAACCCGCACCCGUGUCUGCGAGAGCGCAAGGACAUUUUGGAGAACCAGUACACGCUAGGGAACAGCCUGUGGUUCCCUAUCGGAGGCUUCAUGCAGCAGGGGUCAGAAAUAAUGCCCAGAGCCCUGUCCACCAGAUGUGUUAGCGGGGUGUGGUGGGCGUUCACCCUGAUCAUCAUCUCCUCCUACACGGCCAACCUGGCCGCCUUCCUGACCGUCCAGAGGAUGGAAGUCCCCAUCGAGUCCCCGGACGACCUGGCCGACCAGACCAACAUCGAGUAUGGCACCAUCCACGGAGGGAGCACCAUGACCUUUUUCAUGAACUCGCGUUACCAGACCUAUCAACGCAUGUGGAACUACAUGAACUCCAAGCAGCCCAGUGUAUUUGUGAAAAGCACAGAGGAGGGCAUCGCCCGCGUGGUCAACUCUAAGUACGCCUUCUUGAUGGAGAGCACCAUGAACGAGUACUACCGCGGCCUCAACUGUAACCUCACCAAGAUAGGAGGCCUACUGGACACCAAGGGUUAUGGAAUCGGCAUGCCGCUGGGGUCUCCGUUCAGAGAUGAGAUCACGCUGGCCAUCCUCCAGCUGCAGGAGAAUAACAGGCUGGAAAUACUGAAGAGGCGGUGGUGGGAGGGAGGCCAAUGCCCCAAAGAGGGGGACCACCGUGCCAAGGGUCUGGGCAUGGAGAACAUCGGGGGCAUCUUCGUGGUGCUGAUCUGUGGUCUGAUCAUUGCUGUGUUUGUGGCCAUCAUGGAGUUUGUUUGGUCCACACGCCGCUCCGCAGAGACCGAUGAGGUAUGCCCCCAUACCUGCCCACGCCGACCCCACAGACACACCCCAGUGUCUGUUUGUCAGGAGAUGAUCACAGAGUUCAGAAACGCCGUUUCCUGUAAGAAGAGCUCCCGUAUGCGCCGCCGCCGGCCCCUCGGCAGCUCCGGGGCCCUGCGCCACCCCACACGCAUCGCCCUGGGGGCCCCUCGGCCCCUGCGCCUGGUCCGGGAGAUGCGCCUCAGCAACGGCAAGCUCUACAGUGGCGCUGGUCCGCUGACAGGUGGAGCCGGAGGAGGUGGAGCAGGAGGGACGGGCCCAGCGGAUCUAGGCCCGGGACCCCAGCGGAUCCUAGAUGACCCGCUGGGGGCCAACAGCACCCCUCCUCCACCGGCCCCUACGCCUGUGAUGCUGCCCGUGCGCAGCUGCACCCACGUGCGGAUCUGCCAGGAGUGCCGGAGGAUCCAGAGCCUGCGAUCCGGCAACAGCACGGGAUCAACCACAACAAGAAUACCACCUUCGUCGGCGCCCCUGCCGCGGCUACCUCCGCCCCCGCCCCCAUCCUCGUCCAACACAGACAGCGAGGGCGGAGCGGGGCACAGCCCAAGGCGGCUGCACCACAGCCCACCCUCUCAUACCCCUCGGCCCAUUCCACCUCCACAGAACAGCAAAACCACAGACCUGCUGGCUGAACAGGACUGAGACCGGAGGCAAUGGGGGAGGAGGGGGAGAUGGGGGGGGGUGGAGGUGGGGGUGUGGAGGGGGCAGCGGAAAUUGACUGUGAAGGUGGUGUAACUGAGGAACAUUUAUGCUACUGAGAGAGAGGGAGAGUUUCCACUGGUGAAGUUCAUAGGAGAACAAAAGAGGACAAAAACCUCAAGGUGAGCCAAUAGAAAACAAAAUAACCUUUAAAGGGAGAAUAACGAAGUCAAACCUUUCACCAGUUUGCAUGCAGAUGCAGAUGCAGAGCUGGCUUCAAGUACGCUGUUAAGCUUCUGUACUCUACCACAUGACCAGGUGACGGUUUCUAUUGGCCUCCUUUUCCUUUGUCCCUCUCCCUGCCCGAUCCACCUUUUCCAUUUGAGUGCGCUGGUUUUUCAUGAAAAGGACACUUCCCUCCUCCAUUAAAAUGAAGACUUGCUGAAGGACAUACUGUAAUUGUCUGUGAUUUAAAACCACAACUAAAAGACUUUCAAAGAAUUAUUUCCUGUUUUUUCUUUUACUUUCCUUCUUGUUUUUUUUUUCUCCAUUGUUCUGAGUUGGAAUUACAGAAUUAAAUACGGAAUACGGUGAGUUGUGACGUAGACGCUUGACUGCAAGAGUUUAGUGUCUCUCCCUUCGGACAGCAGCUGCUUUUUGGAUGGUAUCAGGGAAGGUGGACGGCGCUACAUCAACACCACAUAAUGCAAAAGGCAGCAGAGGAAACUCUCUGCCUUCCGUCACACUGUGCGUUGGUGCAUUGAAGAAAAAAAAAGAAAAAAGCUCCCUUGUAAGUCUGUAAUUACUCAAGUGAGGAGAACCUUAAACAGCCUGGUUCUAGAAAUGUGAAAAUUAGGCCCAAUGAGAGGAAAAAGAGCAAAACACUCAAAUGUGAAAUGAAUGUCCCUCGUUAUCCUGAGUAAACUUUUGCAUCCCGUCUGCUCACACAGUGUAGAGGAGGUAGAAGGAGGAAAAGGCAAGGUAGAGAAGAAUAGAGAGAGGCAAAGAAGGAAAAGGACACUCCUGACUUUGAAUGAGGAAUCCUCGGCUGAACUACUUCCACGAUUAGAUCUGUCCUGAUCCGUUCAUUUAAGGCUUAUUAAUGCGCUAGCAGACUGUAGCCGCAGCUUCAUCCCAUCUCUCUGUUCAGCAGACUUGGCCGUUACACAGUAGAGGCUCCUGCCAGCGUGAUAGACUCAACACAGCCUUGUCAAUACGGUCUCAGCUUCUGAUCGCAUAAUUACUCCCCUCGGUGUCUGGGGGCUCAUUCGGGAGGGGGUUGAACACGGGGAAACAUGCUGAUGAAAAGGUUUAAAAGGAAAUGCAUGUUUUUCUCUCCGGCUCAGAAGGCAACCUGGUCUCUUUGAAUUAUGCUGUUGACGUUGCAGCCCGACUGUUUGGUGAAACUCCCAACUGAAACUAUACGCCACAGCUUAUCAGCCACGGUGCAUAGAGGAUAUACACCUGUGGAUUUGCUUAUGUUAGCCCUUUUUAUUUUUAAAUUGUGGAUUUCUCCAUUUUUCCCUGCUGCUUUCACGGCAAGUAAGUGUAGAAUAAUUACGGGGAGCAUUACUGAAGGAGGCCUGCAUUCUAAACUUAUAUUACUGGCAACCGGUCCAAUUAAAAGACCAAAACUAACAAUGAAUUGAUGAACUGAUCUGACUGAUGAGUAGCCUAAAUUUAACUUCCGAUGAAAGAUGAAAGUCUAUUAAGACACUUUACAGGUGGCAAGUGGCUCUGACACUUUCAGAAGUGAUGCUAGAGGAGCACCUAGAGGGUCACAGCUUCGCCGGUUCAACGUGGAUGUUUGAGGAGUUGGGAACGUGUUGGAGAGACACACCAACACGUGUGUGAGAAAAUUAUAAAGCCUUAUCCUUCAAGUCUGCAUAAUAAAGAUCACUAAAUGUGAGGAAACCACAAGGCCACACCAUCCCCUCAACAGCAAUUUUAUUAAAUCAAAAUGAAUUUCUUCUUGCUUGAUGUUUAGAAUCACAAUUACAAAACAGAUCGUUUUAGUUCAGGAGUAAAAGAUUGAGUUGUGGUUACUGCCGUAUUACUUCUCUUUGGUGUGAUCGUUGCAGCUGUGAUCUCUGUUGUACGACCUCUCUGUGAAACGGUCCCUUCAAAAGUAAAUGCCCUGAUUUUUUGCACUCAUUGCGUAGAUUAUGUCUAUUUUUUUAUAUGAAAUCAUAAUCAAGUGCUGUAUUAGCAUUUUCUGAACUGCAGGCUGUAGACUCAUCAGUGUCUCAAUGUUGAUUGAAUAAUUUGUUAAAUCCCCAAAAGAUUCACUACCAACUGAACGGGGGGCUGAAUGAAAUGUUUUCGAUGAGAUGUAACUAAAUUCCUCACCAUGCUGUUCAGUGUCACUGUUUCCUGUUGUUGACAGCUGAUUUUAUGAAUGUAAUCAUUUCCAGCAGCUGAUUCUCAAAAGUCAGUAUCUCCCCCCGUCUUUUGCCGUCGGUUUUGAAGUAAAAAUCAAUUUGUACCUCGGUCCUAUGAGCCUCCGCCAACACACAUAAAGCUGCCAGCUGCAGGAGACUCACACCCUCUCAGAUCUCAACAAACAGCAGGAAAACAAUCCCUCGCUGGCUUCACACCCAUCAAAAUUCAGCAGCAACACAAAGUGUGCGACAAAACAUGCAAACCCACCGGCUCAGCCCUCUACACGUCCCCUGAGAAGAAUAAUACCAUGCCGGCAUUGUUGUCUGGGAAAACAUUCCGUUGCUUUAUAAAGUUAUGCAUUUUGCAGUGGGACGGAUUUGUCGGCACAGAUGCGCUCCAGAUGAUGAGCGAUAACAUUGUUUGGAAACAUUACGCUGUCGUUUUGAAUGAUUGCUGUCAGCCGAAGCAGGCCUGGAUCUGAUGCCUUUCUUACUCUCUGUAUAUUUCUUCCUUUGUGUUCAGAAUGCUGACGAAGCAGCAGGAGAGAGCCCCCUUUCAAACACACACACACACACACACAAACAAACACAAACACCCGCAAAAUCUUAAUAGCUUAUUUCCUCAUUAUUUAAAGGUUGUAAACCCUCUGGUUGUUUUUAAAUUUGUCUUCUGUCUGUGUCUUCUUCGGGUUGGUUCUGUGUGCAAAUCGACAAAACGUGUAAUGUGAGGGCACCACUGAGCCGUUGAGCGUCAGCAGCUUCAAGCCACCAGCUGCACACAUUUAUUAGCUGCCAAACGUUAUUGUUGAGAAGCAAAAGAAGGCUGCAAACUCUAAGAAAGCAAAAAACAUUUCCGGUAUGAAUAAUCACAUGUAUGAAGGGAAGAGAGGGUCACAAAACCGAAAAGUUGGAAUUUCUGAACUGUCACCCCAUCAAAAAAAAACCUUUUUGUUUAAUUUGACGUUCUUUUCGUUGGUAUUUUUUCACAUUUCUAUAUCAGUGCUAAAUGGAUUAUCAAAACUGAUGAUGAAUAUUAUGAUUAAAUUGUUGUUGUUAUUCCUAUUGAAGACCAAGAGGCUCUAUAGUGUGAUUCUGGGGGAAGGGAGGGGGACGGGGGACGUAGGGACAACGGUGCAAUGAUGUUCUUCAGAGCGUUCGCCUUGUUGUUUAAAGCUUGUAGACACAAACUCCUUUUGGAAUAAAAAUAUUCAAACAGCAUUUUUCCUUUUGUUCACUGCCAGGCAAAUGCUGCCGUAAUGCAGGUGUGGAGGAAGCACUGAGAUCUUUUACUGAGGUAAAAGUGCCACUACAGUAAUGUAACAGCUACUAUAUUUAGACACGUACGGAGGCCUGUUGUUUUGAAAAUGCUCUUUUCAAAAGGCUGUUGUCCCUCCAGGCACCAUCCUCCCAUGUUUACACAGGAAACAUUCUUAAAUGCAAUUAUUUGAAGUUUGAAAUAGGCUAGUUUAUUUUUGUUUAAUACAUUUGUUCCACAACAUGAAUCAGUGUGUUGGUUGCAGAUACAAGUUAAAAUGAAGACGAUUGUACCAAAUGUCAGUCUGAGAACCUUUUAUUUAUACAAAGUAAAAUUAGUCUCUGCCUCAAGGAGCUCAAACAUUAGUUAGACAUGUAUAUAUAUGUAACUUAAUUCAUUAAUAAUAAAACAGUGAUGUAACACUGUGAAA
Messenger RNA from Gasterosteus aculeatus aculeatus (three-spined stickleback), 9647 nucleotides. It is a transcript of the gene grik5, whose product is annotated as glutamate receptor, ionotropic, kainate 5. Lineage: Eukaryota; Metazoa; Chordata; Actinopteri; Perciformes; Gasterosteidae. Gene Ontology annotation, cellular component: membrane. Gene Ontology annotation, biological process: monoatomic ion transport. Gene Ontology annotation, molecular function: signaling receptor activity; ligand-gated monoatomic ion channel activity. The record is from RefSeq and is a predicted model, not a curated record.